Molecule: messenger RNA, 3060 nt
Organism: Catharus ustulatus (Swainson's thrush)
Lineage: Eukaryota; Metazoa; Chordata; Aves; Passeriformes; Turdidae
Exons: 3
Coding region: 2257-3060 (267 amino acids)
Biological process (GO): response to bacterium
Source: RefSeq, a predicted model, not a curated record
CCCAGGCGGCUCCGCAGCUCCUUCAGUGCCCCGAGCCCGCGCACAGCGACAGCGCCCAGCCCGCCACGGCCCCGACACACGGCUGCCAGCCUGCCUGCUGCGGGACACAGCCGCCACACACAGCCCGCCACGGCCCCGACACACGGCUGCCAGCCUGCCUGCUGCGGGACACAGCCGCCACACACAGCCCGCCACUGCCCUCGCCGUCCCGUUUCACUGGGACCCCUAAAAUGGUUAUUUACUACUUUGAACUGUAUCAGCUACACACCACGUGGGAAUAAGUCCAUUCGCCUUUAAACAGCCUUGGCCUCUGAAAACGGAACUGUCCAAACUUUUAUUUUAGGGAUUUUUUUAUACUCUUCUAAUUUAUAUGUCCUCACACAGGAAGGCCACCCUUUAAUACCGGCCUCGGGUUUAUGCAGAGUGAUGGGAUUGCAGUGCAACACAUAUCGAGCUGCUUGGUUUUCAGCAUCAGUCUCAUUACACGGUUAGAAAUAUGGGAAAUUCCCCGCAGCUCACGUCCAGGGCAGCAGCCACACAACUUGAUGUUACAACGCACUUUGGAAGUUUUUUGACCGAGUACAAAGAGAAAAAGCAUACUGGCAGAUGUUUUAUCCAACCACUCUAAGAACACGUACCUUCAUUAAAACAAUGAUUUCCUAUUUCGAAUACUAUACCUGCUUCUAAGUAGAGCUCCAUUAAUAAGUUUAGAACUUCCUAAUAUCAUACUAGAUAUACUUUUCUCAGCUUAGGCAGUUAGUGUAGCCAAGCAUUAAUACCCCGAUCAUUCUUUCAUUUGUCCUUGCUUUCUACAUCUCAUAGAACUUUUCUGCUGAAAAAUCUUAGGGCUACCGCUUAGCUUUCAUUACAGUUCUGCUGUUUCUGAGGCCUGCUUUUUGUCACUUUCUCGAAACCCUCAAAUUUUAAAUAUCCCCACAGAAAACUGUGCUUUGAAUCACAGCUGAAGUUGGAAUUCACUUCUUACAUUUUCAUCUCAUUCACAUGUUUUCCCGAACAACCUUGGAUGUGCAGUCACCUCCUUUCUGAAACGGUAGAACAUCUGGAAGAGAAGAGAAAAAAUCCUUUGGAGUACAGGAGCAUUUCAAAUAAUCAAAAGGCUCUGUCACUCCCACCUUCCGCCUUAAACUGAUUGAUCGAUUUUCCUUCAGGUAAAGAACCUCUGAGUUAUUCUGAAAAGCAGAUUCCAGGGAUUACCAAUGCUGCAAGUGUUACAGGGAGACCCCAUUUCCCUUGGGGACAGGAGCCUUUAAGCACCUUCAGGAAUUCAUUGCAACGAGCAAGUUCAAGCAGAGGCCACAGUCAGGCCAUGUGAAAGUCGAGAGUGUCUGGUUCUCUAAGGUUCACAUCACGUCCAUUUUCCUUUCUAAUAGAAGAAUAAAGAAAAGAGAAAGUGAUGACCAGAGCACACAAUGACACCAAUGUAGCAGUAGGUGAUAGGGAAAUGAAAGUAGUAGCUCAGAGCUCAUUAAUAUCUAAUUGAUGAUUCUUUAGGAAGCAGCGGUCGUGCCUGCGAAUUGGCUCAGGAUGAACUUUGUAGGUGGCAAAGGAUUAGAGAUGAUGAGAGAGAAUAUCGAAGACCCAGGAAAGGAGAGACUGCAGUGCUGUGUCUCUGGGAUCAGCAAGGAUGGUUGCAAAUUUCUAAGCACAAAUACUGGGAAGAAUCCUCAUCUCCCAGUGCGUGUCUGUCCAUCUUUACUUGGUUCCAAAGCUAAGAAUGCACAAUCUUCGAAGAAGGCCGUAGAAUUUCAAGCUUUCACCUGAAAAAUCUAUCAUAACCUCAGGACCCUCCACUACUUAGAAACUCCUUCUAAACCACAGAGCAGUGCAACACCUGCAUGAAAAUUAUCACUAUCAGCAGUACUGUUCAGGUUAUUCCAGAUAGAUAUCAGAGAAAAACCCGUUUCAGGAAAACCAAAAUAAACACUAUAGGAUCACUCUGCCGUUGACAUGGAAGAGAAGGUGGCACUGAGGGACCUGGGAGAGAGGCAUUUGUCCCAGGCAGAUGAAGAAGGGCAGGGCAGAAGGGGCACAGACACACGAGUCCCCUGUUCCCAGAGGAAAUUGCAAUGAGCCCAGACAGCUGAGAAAGCUCAGUGGGAAAGAAGCCGCUGAGCUCGCCAAUGGGCAGCACGGGGUGUGCAGCAGAGCUGGCGAUUGCAGCUGCGGAGGUGAGGAGUGCAGUGCGAGCUGAGCGGGAAGAGCCCCUUGCCAUGGCUGAGGCCGCAGAGGCACGGAAUGCUCCGAAUGCCAGUGGCUGAGGGAGCCACGGCGGCUGCUGCUGGACGAGCGAGAAACGCAGCAGGAGCAUUUCAGGCACGGCAAGGACAGGCCAUUGCUCUGCCUGCUGCCGCUGCUGCUCCCGCUGCUCCCGCACACAGUCGUUUCCGGCACCUCUGCUCUCUCGCCGCUGCGACGUGCUUUCUGCCUCUUCCUCACUCAGCAAACACGCAGCUUGCUCUCGCCAUGCACCUCGCACAUCUCAUCCUCACCGUCUUCCUGGCACAGCUCCUCGUGGCUUCAGGAAGAGCCCAGGUACAGCAGGAGCCUUUCCUGGAGACCACCGAGGGCACGGGAGUCAAUAUCAGCUGUUCACACCCCAGCAAACGGAGAGGCGAUUACAUCCAUUUCUACCGUCAUCUCCCGGGCCAAAGUCCCGAAUUCCUCGCACUCACUGCUGGAGGGUCCAAGGAUGUGCCGGCCAUAGCAGGAAAGCUGUCGGUGUCGGAGGACGGGCAGAGCAGCGCGCUGUGGCUCAGGCGGCCCCGGCGCGGGGACGCGGCCGUGUAUUACUGCGCGCUGGUGGCACGGGCAGAGGAGCCGGGGCUGCGGCCGGGCACGAACCGGGGCGGGCGGGGCCCGCAGGGGCCGGGGGCACAGCGCCGCCCGCGGCCAGCAGGGGGCGCUGCCGCUCCGCCCGCCGGGCCCCAGGCGGCUCCGCAGCUCCUUCAGUGCCCCGAGCCCGCGCACAGCGACAGCGCCCAGCCCGCCACGUCCCUUUUCCGUCUCGUUGGGAACGUCUCAGGUAUUCUGAAAAGCUGA